Gordionus sp. m RMFG-2023 is the source of this 1533-nucleotide messenger RNA. RefSeq names its product ATP-dependent RNA helicase WM6-like. Gene Ontology annotation, biological process: mRNA splicing, via spliceosome; mRNA export from nucleus. Gene Ontology annotation, molecular function: RNA helicase activity; ATP binding; RNA binding. The record is from RefSeq and is a predicted model, not a curated record. Bases 73 to 1404 code for a protein of 443 amino acids. The transcript is spliced from 9 exons. NCBI's taxonomy places the organism in Eukaryota, Metazoa, Nematomorpha, Gordioida, Chordodea, Parachordodidae.
GUAGCAUUUGUAUCUUAAUUUCACGUAAUAUUAUUUGUUAAAUAACGCCAUUAUAUAAAAGAACAUCUUACAAUGGCUGAUGAAAAUGAAUUAUUAGAUUAUGAAGAGGAAGAACAAGUCGUAGUAAGUCAAAACAAUACAACUGGACUUAUAGGUCCAGGAAAAGUUCCAAGUAAUGCCGCUAGUGCAAUUAAUGGUGAUAUAAAGAAAAAGGAUCUGAAAGGUACCUAUGUAUCCAUACAUAGUUCGAGUUUCAAAGAUUUCUUGCUUAAACCAGAGUUACUUAGGGCUAUACAAGAUUGUGGGUUUGAACAUCCAUCUGAAGUUCAACAUGAGUGUAUACCUCAGGCAAUUUUGGGUAUGGAUGUAAUUUGUCAGGCUAAAUCAGGUAUGGGCAAAACUGCUGUUUUUGUACUUGCCACAUUGCAACAAAUAGAACCCAUAGAUAAUCAAGUAUCAGUAUUGGUCAUGUGUCAUACUAGAGAACUUGCCUUUCAGAUAGGAAAAGAGUAUGAACGAUUUAGUAAGUACCUUCCUGGUGUUAGGGUGGCUGUCUUUUUUGGUGGUGUACCUGUUCAAACUGAUGAAACAACUUUAAAAAGUGCGUCAACAUCCCCUCAUAUAGUGGUUGGAACUCCUGGUAGAAUUUUGGCAUUGUGCAAAUCAAGAGCGUUAAACCUUAAGCAUACUAAGCAUUUUGUAUUGGAUGAAUGUGAUAAAAUGCUUGAGGAGUUAGACAUGCGAAAAGAUGUCCAAGAUAUUUUCCGCCAAACACCACAUUCUAAACAAGUGAUGAUGUUUAGUGCUACCCUAAGCAAGGACAUACGACCAAUCUGCAAAAAAUUUAUGCAAGAUCCUUUAGAAAUAUAUGUUGAUGAUGACUCCAAGCUGACACUUCAUGGAUUAAGGCAACAUUAUGUUAAAUUAAAGGAUAAUGAAAAAAAUCGAAAGCUUUUCGAACUUUUAGAUCUUUUGGAGUUUAACCAAGUUGUUAUAUUUGUCAAAUCCAUUCAACGAUGCAUGGCACUAGCAGAUCUUCUAGGUGAACAAAAUUUUCCUGCAAUUGCAAUUCAUAGAGCUAUGACCCAGCAAGAAAGAUUAUCUCGAUACAAACAAUUUAAAGAUUUUCAGAAAAGGAUACUAGUAGCCACAGAUUUAUUUGGCAGAGGGAUGGAUAUAGAAAGAGUCAACAUUGUUUUUAAUUAUGAUAUGCCAGAUAGUUCUGAUAUGUACCUUCAUAGGGUUGCUAGGGCUGGAAGAUUUGGUACUAAAGGCUUAUCUAUUACAUUUGUAUCUGAUCCUAAUGAUGCAAAAAUCCUUAAUCAAGUUCAAGAAAGAUUUGAUGUUAAUAUUACUGAACUCCCUGAUGAAAUAGACAUUUCUACAUAUAUUGAAGGAAGAUAGUAUAGAAUAAUUGAAUAAACAAAAUGUUAUUUUUAUAAAUCUGUAAAUAUUAUUUAGUUAUUAUCUUUCAUAUAUGUUCUAUAAAGUUUAUAUUAUAUGAUAUAUUUUUAAUAUUUAUACAAUAUCAGA